AUCUCUUGCAAAGACUUCAUCAAAAUACCAGUGCAAACAUGCUAAAAGCUUUUCAGCUACUAUAAUGAGUGUUUGAUUGUUGCAUUGUCAACAAUCACUCUCUGCGGCACAUGAACAGUAUCUGAAAGCAUCAUAUUAAAUACAUUUAAGAAACAUUUUUAACCCAAUCAAGUAACUAUGUUACCUUCAGUUGUUAUAGAAACGCUACAUAUGUCAAAUAUAGUUUGGUCUUUGUCUCUUUAAGAAGCUCCUACUCCAUCACAACAAUGCUACUCCAUUAUACAACCAUUCUUGGGAGCAUCGGACUGAGACAAAUCAGCAGGUCUAUGAGAGGUCUUCUGUUUCUGUAGCUCUCUGGUGCUUUCCCUUUCAGCUGCUUGCAGUUUGUUUCAUUUUCACCGAUGCAACUCAUUUUGAGAGUUGUUGCAAUAAAAGCAAUACAGUCGCUGAAAUAGAAACUCUUUGGCAGUUUUUGGUCAACUGAUAAGUGGCUCAGCCUCUCUCUGACAGCUAGCUGAAGUGCUGCUCUGCGCCUCAUGUCCAGCCAAUCCAGAGGCUUUACUUUAGCUUUUUAAUGACAUUUUUGUGAAAAUGCAUGAUGGAAAACCGUAAUACAAUUAUACCUUUAGUCUAAUUUUGAAAAAAGGAAAAGUGAAAAUAUUUUUCCGCCUACAUGUCACAACCACAUUUUGUUAUCUAUUUUAUUAAGGUUUUAUGUGAUUGACCAACACGAAGUGUUGCAUAACCUUGAAGGGGAAGUAAAAUGAUACACGGGUUUCAACAAUUAAUAGAAAAGAAAAGGAAAAACCUGGAAAGCAUGAGCUGCAGGUCCACUCCUUCCAGCACAUCUAGACACUAAAAUUCUCCUUGGAUCCCAUUUAAGGGUAUCAGAGUAAAAGAGGCUGUGCAGAAAUGCAAACCAGAGUUGUUGUUGUUUUUUUUUUAAUACAUAUCCUGGAAAUCAUGGGCAUAUAUAAUGUCACUUCGCAACUGUGAAGAAGGGCAAAGGCAGAGUCAAAUACACAAAAGUGGUUAAAAAAUUAAUAUAGGCAAAAAUACAGAGGAAAAGAUGGCUGAACCGUUUGCUGGUAGAAACAAAGACAAACUGGUAUUGAAGGAAGAGAACACACUCACCAAAUAAACACAGGAGGAGGAAAAGAUGAUUGUGAGCAGGUGCUUCCAAUCAGGCUGGCUGGAGACGAGCCAGAAGCAGAGAGAGGUGGAGCAAAUCAAAGCUGCCAUGUAGCGUCAUUUCAGAUCAGGGCUCUUCAAAUCCAGGCUGCGCUGUCUGGUGUCCUGCAACCGUUAAUGUGUCCUUGGUCCAACACACCUGAAUCAAAUGGCCGAAUUAUAUCCUCAGCAUGUAGUCAGGAUCUCCAUGACCUUCUCGUGACCUCAUUAUUCAGCUCAGACACAUCCAAAAGUUGCAGGACACUGGGCCUCGAGGAUUGGAGUUGAAAACCACUGUUUUAGAUCCCAGUGGUUUAAGCAAAUAUAUCAAGGUCUGUUAAACUAAAUUCAAAGCAAAAACCUGGCUUGCAUUAAUCCUUAAAAAAAGAAAAAAAAAGGUCUUUACUUUGUUCUGUUUGUAGUUCAACAAGGACAGCUGGCGCAGAAUAAAAGGGGAUUUUAUGAUGACAGAUACUUCAAAUUGAGAAAUGUUUGCUUCUGGGAACGCUCCCCUUUUCUUUUCGUUCAGCCGCAGUCAGUGAAAUAAAGCAACACCAGAUGUUUUGAAGACAUGAGAAAAAUCAGAGUCACUCGGAGAUAUCACGAGCGACGCAACGGAAUUUGAAUGCAUGCAGGACGUCGUCGGUCUUCCUGCGGCUUAUCUUCAUGCUCAGGCAAAGUCUGAAUGAUUUCAAAUGCGAGGCUCCGCAGGGCUAACACGCCACAUGCACGCCUCAUCCGCGAGGCCACCCACUCCACUCUCUCCAUCCGCUUUCUGUUCCUAAACUUUUCAUUCUCUCGCACUUCGCUGCAACAGGACGGACUGCGGCAAAAUCAUAACACACAAAGCAAUCAGCCAGGGUACGCGUUAUUUAGCCGAGCAGCCGCAGCUUUGCAGAAUUUUUGCUGGAAGCUCUUAAGAGCAAAACCCACAACGGCCCAAACAAACAAACGGAGCUGAGACUGAAAAGUGUUGGCGUAGUCGGGGAAGCAAAUGGAGAGAGAUGUAGCUGCAGCAGUAUGGAAAUCAGAAAAAAUAAUGCUGGUUUGGGUGUGUGUGUGGAAGUCUGCGUGUGCGUGUGCGUGUGUGUGUGUGUGGCGGCUGGUUCUGGUCAGCUGAUGGGUUUUGCUGAGUGCGAUUUGUUGGAUGUGCCUGGCUUCGGCUGAACCUCACACAGCUGCAGUCAGUGUGUGUGUUGGAGGACGAAAAUGAGAGCAAGAGAGAGAGAGAACACAAGAAGGGAAGAGAAAGAGAGAGAGAGAGAGAGAGAGAGAGACAUGCAGGGCUGCCAGUGUGUCAGCUCAGCAACAGCAACAUUAGGAGCUGCAGGCUGAAGCAGAGCAGCUUUGGGAAAACCUCCCCAAGUUUUCAGAGCAGGACUGCUUGAAAUGACAACCACAGGGCCUUGAUGGAGCUCUGGGUGUCUCACUUCUAGAGGAGAACACAUCAACUCUGGCGGGACCGGAGGCCUGAGCCGACGCCGGUUUCCGAUAGACGAGGCUGAGCUCAUCCGGAGCGGAUCGGGGUUGGACUCGGAGGCCGCGGCGUUGGAGAAUGGGGUGCUCGGCCAGUGUGGUCUUGCUGCUUCGCUCGGUGGGCGGAGCCGACUGUGGUCACAUAUGUUCACGGCAGGACCAGGGGUCAGUGGAAGCUGCGACUCCCACUUUGGAGGGUUACAUCUCCACCAGUUCGCCUCUGACCAUCGUUAUAAUGCAGGAGAAGCCGAAGCUGAUCGAUCCUCUUGACUAUGAGGCCGUCAUCUCUGAACUUUGGGAGGAGCUGAAGGAGGACCCGCUCAGAGAGCUGCUCCUCUUCCCCGACAAUGAUUUCUCGGUAAGUGAAAGUUUUCGUGGAGAAAUCAAUCUGUAGGGUUCCUAUCUGCAU
Poecilia latipinna (sailfin molly) is the source of this 3055-nucleotide messenger RNA. RefSeq names its product dedicator of cytokinesis protein 10-like. The record is from RefSeq and is a predicted model, not a curated record. The transcript is spliced from 2 exons. The coding region runs from base 2726 to 3040 and encodes 104 amino acids. NCBI's taxonomy places the organism in Eukaryota, Metazoa, Chordata, Actinopteri, Cyprinodontiformes, Poeciliidae.